CAUUUGAUGAUCAAACACACAUUAAUUGAGAGGAAUGAAAACGUGAUCAGUAGUGGAACAAAAGAGGUUGAACGAUGUCCACUGGCACUAAAAUUUGCAGCACCGUACAGUGAUGAACCGGCGGCUGUAAUGGAGAGAGAAAGAGUUGACUACUCUAAGAAAAUUACAAUUCAGAUGGCUAAAGAGAACAGAGCAGGAAGACCUGUUCGAAUUUAUGCUGAUGGCAUCUAUGAUUUAUUUCACUAUGGUCACGCUAACCAACUUCGGCAAGCAAAAAACAUGUUCCCCAAUGUAUAUCUUAUAGUAGGAGUUUGUGGUGAUGCAAAUACUCAUAAAUACAAGGGGCGUACAGUGACAUCUGAAGACGAAAGAUAUGAAGCAGUCCGACAUUGCCGUUACGUUGAUGAAGUGUACAGAGAUGCCCCAUGGUACUGCACCCUUGAAUUUCUGAAAGAACUUAAGGUGGAUUUUAUUGCUCAUGAUGCUAUUCCGUAUCAGGCCGAAGGGGAGACCGAUUUAUAUGAAAAGUUUCGGAAGGAAGGAAUGUUUGUAGAAACCGAGCGAACAGAAGGAGUUUCUACCAGUGACGUCGUGUGUCGUAUUAUACGUGAUUACGACAAGUAUGUCAGGAGAAAUUUACAAAGAGGUUACUCCGCCAAGGAGCUUAAUGUUGGGUUUCUUGCUGCGAGGCGAUAUCAAUUGCAAAACCAUGUUGAUCAUUUAAAACAAAAAAGUAUGGAAUUACUUCACAAUUGGCGCAAUAAGUCCGAUGAUUUUAUUCGCGGUUUUGUGGAAACCUUCCAUAAAGACGGUGGAUUUAAUAGCGUGGGUAGCAGACUGCGAGAAUUAGUAUCUAGGAGUCCUUCGCCGUUGUUAGACUACGAGGAGCAGGCUGAGGAAGAUACAGUGGAUGCCAAUGGAUCUGCUGGCGGUAGCAGAAAAUCGUCAACCAGUAAAUGA
Enterobius vermicularis (human pinworm) is the source of this 960-nucleotide messenger RNA. The record is from the annotation of a GenBank genome assembly. Lineage: Eukaryota; Metazoa; Nematoda; Chromadorea; Rhabditida; Oxyuridae.